CGAAGAUAUGGCGUGAUUUUAUGCUACUCAAGUGCCUGCUUAGAUAGCUGCACCUGUCAUCGUUCCAGACGCUGCUUCACACAGUGACUCGCUCACCAGGCCGUUCUUCCAAAAAGUGGUUCCUGCAGCCUUUGCACCCAAGAAAUGCCAUCAGCGAAAUGGGAUCUGCGAACGACUUCACGGAAUAGUGGGUGUUCUUGGAACCACGCAGGUGAAGGGGUUUUUCAACGGCGCGGACAGUUUGGAAAUCCAGUGUACGACUUCUAUCGAGAUUGGGAGGCAUACAAAAAUGGUUUCGGGGACCCAGCGAAAGAAUUCUGGCUAGGAAAUCAGCUGAUCCACAUCAUGACAUCUAACAAGGCAACGUCACUCCGUAUCGUACUCACGAAUCGCACGGGAGAGACUCUCACAGCGUACUACGCUCUCUUCAAAAUUGCUGGUGAAGAUGAGCAGUACGAGCUCACAGUCAGCGGGUACACGGGAGACACAGGUUAUGAUGCAUUCAGUGGGGAAAACGGAGCCAGCUUCAGCACGUUUGACAGGGACAACGACAUGGACCCUGACAGCAACUGUGCCGUUACAUACAGGGGGGCCUGGUGGUACAAGCGCUGUCACCUGGCAAACCUAAAUGGCCUCAAUCUCAACGGGGCCCACACGAGCUACGCCGACGGCAUCGAAUGGUCAAUCAGAGACGGCAUAGAAGACCUCUAUCAUUAUUCCUACCCGCAGGUAGAAAUGAAGAUGAGAGAUGCGAGCUUUGGAACUUUUGCUGCUAGAACUGCAUGAACAUAAAAAAAAAGACACCUCACUGUAUCGGCAUGCGCUUCAUUACUUUUUUAUGAAUAAAUUCUAGAUAACUCAG
Molecule: messenger RNA, 862 nt
Organism: Ornithodoros turicata
Lineage: Eukaryota; Metazoa; Arthropoda; Arachnida; Ixodida; Argasidae
Product: techylectin-5A-like
Exons: 5
Coding region: 145-786 (213 amino acids)
Source: RefSeq, a predicted model, not a curated record